AUGAGCCCGCAACGACAAUCCGGCUUCACAUCAGAAUGCCGUACCGUCCGAGUGUCUUAUGGAACAACAGCUUCUAUGUGUUAUGUGUUGUCGUUACAGCCACAUGCUGUCGACACCGAAUAUUUCGAUGAUCAGCGCAUGCGCAUGAACAGCUCUAUCAUAAUGCUCAUUCUCAUUUCUGGAGAUAGCGAAAAUUCAAGAAUUAUGAAUAAAACCUUGUAUGGGAAUGAACGACAAUAUUGA
Molecule: messenger RNA, 243 nt
Organism: Auanema sp. JU1783
Lineage: Eukaryota; Metazoa; Nematoda; Chromadorea; Rhabditida; Rhabditidae
Source: the annotation of a GenBank genome assembly